This is a messenger RNA of Blepharisma stoltei, 2073 nucleotides long. The record is from the annotation of a GenBank genome assembly. Lineage: Eukaryota; Ciliophora; Heterotrichea; Heterotrichida; Blepharismidae.
AUGAAUUUUUUGACCAUUUUCCAUAGUAAAACACCAUCUGCACCUCCGAAAGAAAAGAAAAAGCUCUCUAGCGCAAUUCCUAAAACCGAUGGUGACUUGUUUACUCUAAAUACUUCCAAGCAGCCAAUAAUCACUCUUUUAAAGAGCCAAAGCGACGAAGACAAGCUUAAAGGACUCAAAGCUGUAGUUGCUAUGAUAAUUACACGAAAAGAUCCAGCACCCUUUAUGCCUUAUAUAGUGAACAUGAUAACAACUGAUUUUAAGAUGAAGAAGCUUGCUUAUUAUUACUUGAUCAACUGCUGCCACAUAUGCAGCAAUGAAAUUUUGAUGUCAAUCAAUUCAUUUCAUAAAGACUUAAUUGAUCAGAGAGCACUGAUCAGGGCUUCAGCGCUCAGAGCAAUUUCAAGCUUAAAAAUUGAUGAAAUCAUGCCAAUUAUGCUGAUGUCAGUACAAAGGACAGUAGCUGAUUUUUCUGUAUACGUGAGAAGAGCUUCUGCGUAUGCGCUCAUUAAGCUUGUCCAUUGGGAUGAAAAUAAUAAAGAAAAUGUCAUUGUGCUGCUUGGAAAGCUAUUAGAUGAUGUAAAUCCAUUGAUUCUUGGCCCUGCAUUUUAUGCAUUUAAUUACAUUUGUCCUGAAAGACUUGAUUUAAUUCAUCCGAGAUUCAGAAGAAUUUGUAGAGAAAUCGAGACAAUUGAACCGAUUUUCAUACCAAAUCUGGUGCAGGUGCUGUUAAGAUAUGCAAGGUUUUAUUUGGAUAAAAAGUUUGUCAAUGAAAAUGAGAAAACAGACCAAGAUUUCAAGCUAUGUUUAGACUCGCUAGCAGGGCUCUUGUAUUUCGAGAAUCCACCAGUUUUAAUUGCAGCUGCUGAAGCGUUUUUGCUAUUAGAAUAUGAAGCAAGAUACCAAAAUGUAGUUAACGCUCUAUUAAGUUUUAAACAUCAAGCCCAUGAUUCAGCAUAUUUAAUGAUUUCUUUGCUGGAAGAAUAUGCCAAAAAGGCACCAAAAUUGUUUAAUCAUUGCACAAGCUAUUUUUUCUUGAAUAAUGGGGAACAUAAAAACAUAGCGCUGAAGAAGUUAAAAAUUUUAGGAUAUAUUGUAUCUGAAACAACAGUUUCUUCAAUAUUAAAAGAGCUAAAUGUAUAUGCUCAUAAUGAAUCUGAAGAGAUAUCUUCCACAAGCAUAUCAAUAAUAGGGAAAAUUGUGGAGAAGAACCCAUCAUUCUCAGAGCCUUGCACUAAACAUUUGGUUUUGCUAUUAAAAUCCCAUUCUCCACUUAUAACAGCUCAAGUCAUUAUUGUCCUGAGGAGGCUGAUCACACAAAAUCCAUCAAAGCAUAGGAAAAUAAUUGUCCACUGUGCAAGGAUUGUAGAGCUGCUUCAAAACCCUAUUGCUAAAGCUAGCGCAAUUUGAAUCAUUGGCAGGUAUUAUUCGAUUAUCCCAACCCUGGCUGCGGAUUGCAUUCGAAAACUUACACUAAACUUUACAAAAGAGCUUUCUCCAGUAAAGCACCAAAUUAUUAAUUCUGCUGUCAAAAUGUAUACAGAAGCUCAAUCCCCUAUAAAAGACAGGCUUAGAGAAAUUUUGUGUCAUUUAAUAGAGCUGGCUAGCUAUGAUUCCAGUUAUGACUUAAGAGAUAAGGCAAGGCUUCUUUCGAUAAUUUUUAAGGAAAGAGAAAUUUCUUGCUUAGAAAGUAAAGAACUUUUUAAAAAUAAUGGGGAUAUGAUUGCUGUAGAUAUUUCUGAAUCUGCUUAUUUUCCUGUUACAAUUUCGUAUCUUUUAGGGAAAAAAGUUAAUGGGUAUUCAAAGUAUUGGGAAGAUUUAACAAAUAAAGAAAAAUUGAUUGAAACUAUUAGCGAAGACUCAUCUGGAUUUAGAGAUACAGAAACAAUGCCGACUCUUAGGGUUGAAUCUGCUAAGCAUUACUCAAGUGAUGACAUUCCAAAAAUUGGAGGAAGUGGGAUGGCGGUAAGGGUCAAAAUAAACAACCCGAACGAUUUAGAAGAAUUCUUAGCCUCAAGUGAAGAAGAAUAUGAAGAAGGCUCUGAUGAAGAUGCUGAAGAAGAUAUUGAAUAA